CUUAGGAAAUAAAAUUCAGACAAGCCACUUCACAACUCCAGAACAAUGCUGGAGUUAGGAAGUUCAAUUUGAUUAUUUUUCAAACUUCUAACUCAUUCCUUGGUUUUGCAGUAUCCCAUAACAGUAUCAGGAAUCAUGUUUUAAAUGCAGAUUGGAAGCACUAAAGGAUAACUCCUACUUUAAUAUUCAACUAGCCAAAUGCUAUCUGCCUCCAGCUAUUUCUCUCUCAUCUGUACUUACUUGUACUUACUUGCAGCAUCAUAGUGUCAUUUAAGGCUUAUCUUUUCUUUUCUUUUUUUUUUUUUUUUUGUGUCUCCCCAGGUUCUAAUGGGAGUCUUUCGUCUGGGUUUUGUAUCUAUGUACCUGUCUGAAUCAGUACUAGAUGGCUUUGCAACUGGCGCUUCCUUAACAAUUUUAACAGCUCAAGUGAAGUAUUUGAUUGGAAUAAAAAUCCCACGUAGCCAAGGGCACGGGAUGCUUGUUAUUACUUGGAUUAACAUUUUCAGGAACAUUUCUCAGGCUAACAUUUGUGAUAUCAUUACAAGUGCCAUUUGUAUUGUUGUGCUGGUUACUGCUAAGGAACUGGGAGAUCGUUACAAGCAUAAGCUGAAAUUCCCUCUUCCCACAGAGCUGGUAGUUAUUGUUGUGGCGACACUAGUGUCACAUUAUGGAAACUUAAAUGAAGUGUAUUCAUCCAGUGUCUCUGGAGCUAUUCCAACAGGAUUUAUUGCCCCCAAGGUACCACGUUUUGACUUAAUGAUCCGUGUCGCUAUAGAUGCCUUACCUCUUGCAGUAGUCAGCUUUGUCUUCACUGUUUCCCUUUCUGAAAUGUGUGCAAAGAAAUACGCUUACACUAUCCGAGCCAAUCAGGAAAUGUUUGCUGUAGGGUUCUGCAACAUCAUUCCCUCUUUCUUCCACUCUUUUGCAACAAGUGCAGCUCUGGCAAAAACACUUGUGAAAACAUCUACAGGCUGCCAGACUCAAGUCUCUGGAGUGAUUAGUGCAAUGGUGGUUCUGCUGGUACUACUCUUCUUGGCACCUCUCUUCUACUCCUUGCAGAAGUGCGUCCUGGCUUGUAUCAUCAUUGUCAGCCUUCGAGGAGCUCUAAGAAAGUUCCGGGAUGUGCCAGCACGGUACCAUGUGAAUAAGGUGGACACAGUGGUUUGGGUCGUUACUAUGUCUGCCUCUGCCUUGAUCAGCACAGAAAUAGGGCUAUUAGUUGGCAUUGUUUUCUCCAUGUUAUGCAUCAUUGUUCGGACACAGCAGCCACGGACAGCCCUACUUGGUCAAAUCCAAGAUACCAACUUUUAUGAGGAUGACUUAGAAUAUGAAAAUCUCACUUUGGUUCCAAAGGUCAAAAUAUUCCGUUUUGAGGCACCACUUUAUUAUGCCAAUAGAAACUAUUUCCUAAAGUCUCUGUACAGACUGACUGACCUAGAUCCUAACUUAGAAGCUGCCAGAAGGAAGAAAUAUGAGAAGAAGGAAAAGCAGCAUCUGAAAAAAGAAAAUCAACCAACUGUUAAUGGACUGGGCAGCAGAGACACCACUCUGCAACUAGUCCCUAAGCAAAUUGACUUCCAAGCCCUUGUAGUAGAUUGCUCUUCCAUCCCAUUUUUGGACACCACUGGAGUCAAUACUCUAAAGGAAAUUCUAAAAGACUACAAGGAGUUAAAUAUUUCUGUUCUCUUAGCUUGCUGUAAUCCCUCAGUGAUAGACUCUCUGAAAAGAGGAGGUUACUUUGGGAAAGAUUUUGGAAGUAUGCAAGAAAUGCUGUUCUACAGUAUACACAAUGCUGUGCGGUUUGCAAAAGACCAAAAGCUUACAGCAGACUGCUCUGUUUAAUCCCAUGUUUUCCUUGACAAUACGCUAAAGAAAGUGACAGAUGGAGAAGGGCAGUUUGCAAUAAUUAAGUUAUCAGAUACACUGUUGGUUUUGUACAGUAAUGGGCCUACAAAACAUUGUUCCCUGAAGAGUUCUGCAAUUUAUUGGAUGCCGCUUAGAAUAGCCCCUGGGGAUGCAGUCCGGGGCCAGGCUGGGACAAGCUGGAUAAUUAUCUGCACCUCAAUUUCAGAAUGUGGGUGAAAAAGAAGUGCAUCUUGGGGCAGUUUUCCUCCUUCUGCCAUUAUAAUACAUGCCCAAAUAUAUGUGUCAUGGGACAGCUGUGGCUGGAAGUCUGUCAAGAGCCAUCUGCCUCUCCCAGUUGUUUGUGUUAUGAAGGAUGAGCCAUAUAUCCAAACACAAUGGAUCUCUGAUCAUGGACACAUAAUGGUUUAAACUCUGGCUUGCAAAGCCCUGUCCAUUCCAUCAUUCAAGACAUGCACUUUAGCAACUCCCAGGACUUGCAAACAAGUAAAAUGUAUAAAGUACUGUGGGAUGUGUUACGCCUCUCCUCGUCACCUUGAUUGCAUGGGCCUAAUGACACAACUUGCCACAAGUGAAGAAACCACAGGCUAUCACCAUUUCUCUCAAAACCAUCUUCUCAAGAUAACUUCCUGGAGUCACUUGUGAUAUUGGAACCACCAUAUGUUAAUUAGUUACUGAAGGUUUCAAUACCUCUAGUAACACAGGAAGAAACAUGACCCCGAUGCACAAUUUUCUUGUGUCUAAGGAGAAAAGAUAUAUGAGAUUAAGAGAACAGAAUGGCUUUUCUGGCAAUCAUAUAGUUACCUGAGUAGUUAUAUCACCCUGUCAAAAUUACCUCUGUUGAUGCAACUCUAAUCAAGGGACACACAAGGAUCACUAAAUAGAAACCCCAAGACUGCAAUGCAGCACAUCGUGCCCUUCCUACAGCAGCCUGCAAAAGUAAAAGGGUAAGUGAAGAAAGCAGGAGAAAAGAGGAUAGAAUGAGAAGUUAAUCUGUGAUCUACCAUGUAGGGGAAUGGUUAGUCAGUCAAAAAUGCCAGACUGAUACUCUCUGAUGCACUUCUAACGAAGUAUAUAUAGUCCACAGCAGUAUAACUAAUCCAAGUAGAGCAAUGCUUUAUAAGUUGUGUAUCCCCAAACACUAGAAAAAUCUCACCACACUCCAGACCAUUCUACAUACUACUGACUUUUUUUUUCCCCACCAAGUAAUUCUUUGUUAUACAUCUAAUAACCCAUGUUUUAUAGGUCUGUGUUAAUUUUCAUGACAAUUUGCAUUGAGUUAUUUAUUCUGUAUGGUGUCAAAUGAUACCCUCAGAGUCAGUUUUGUUGCUUUAUAUGUAUGCUCUCUCUAUACAAAUAAGCAUACAUCUAGAUUUUGAUUCUAGUUGUACUGAUUUUAGUACUGUCGGUACUUAGUGUUCUAGCAUAUGGCAUUGACAGAAAACUCUUACAGUGAAGUCUAAAAUUACCCGCAUCAAAGGGAGGACAGCUGUCCUACCUUUCUCUUCUUAUUCAUGCCUAGUUCACAUGUGGAACCAAGCAUAGAAGGAAACUGUCACAGUUGUGCUUUGUACACUUAGCAGACACCAGAAAUAGAUUACAUGUAUGCUGAAACUAUUUCCUAGAUAUACCAUUAAAACAAAUGCCACACCGACAAAUUGAAAUUUUUUCAAUUUUCAGGUCACUGAAUGGAAAAACAAUCAAACUGAGGUUCUCCAGUUGCCCCAGAGCCUGUUUGGUUCUCAAGAGCACAUAUUUCAUUUAAAAAAAAACAAAAAAAACCAUGCAUUCCCAAAAGACAAAAUAAGAAGUGUCUUAAUAGGGAUUGAGAGUAGCACAGUAUUAGCUAAGUGACUCAAUGCUGACAUUCUCAUGUAUUCAUUACAGAAAAGUCUAUCAACUGUACACUGCUAGCACUGCCAGAGCAGUAAGCCUGACAGAAAUGCCUGUCUAGAUAUUACAAGAUUGACCACUGGCAGCCAAUUCCUGCCAUAAAACAAUUAAAUAAUAUAAUUCUUUAAAGUGCUGACUUGGUACGACUGGCUUAUUUUUGUCAUAAAAACAAAUGGACAAAGUCCAAGGACAAAGUGUUGUGUUUAUUUUUGUUUGUAACCAUUCUUUGAUCUGGGAGUAUCUCUUUUAAUGUUUCGCCAGGAAGUCACAAGAGGAAGUGGGUUCACAAGAAUUAGAGCUAGACAAUUAGUAACAAUACAGACAAUUUUAGGCUGCUGUGACCAAGUAAGCUGCUGUUGGAAGUCAACUUAAAUUUUUUCAAUAGAAAAGAAAAGCAUUUCCUAGCAAUCUACAUUUCAUUUAUCUUCAUGAAUCAAGUCACCAACCUAGAACAUAAAAGGGAAAAAAAUAUAAAUUCCUUUGACUCUUGAUGAAAAGAAAAAAAAAAAAAAGAAAGAAAAACAACUAUCCCCAUGGAAAGUGUAUGCUUGCAGCAACCUUUGGGGAAAAAUAAGCAGAAGUUGCCCAUGCAGUUCUUUUUUACCCAUCAGACUGAGAAAAUAAGUUGGAAGCCUAUUUUUCAUCAUAUUUUUGUAGGAAUGUCACCAAAGGAGAGCAGAGAAACUCUUCUAUGCACAAGAAGGGGCUUGAGCUUUUACUAGAAGGAAACCAUCCAGCAGAAGAAAGUUUAAGAACCAUUACCUGUUUCAUUGACAGAUCUGACUCACAAUCAAGUUGAGUUGGACAGCAAAAAACACAGCAGGGAAAUGGCCUUCAGUGUGAUGAUGUAGGGAGACCACGAAUUACUUCAGAGUACACAAAAUGUAACUUAAAAAAAAGUAAGCCCUUUUCCAUCAGGUUAAUGUUCCAUCAGGUUAAUGUCUGCAUCAAGACUAAGCAUAUGACUGAAAAUGUUACAAACUGCCAAUUCUCUUCUCUCCUACUGUACCAUGAACUAUGUACUGUGACUUGGGAGAGGAGCUGGGGAUAUUAUUGUAAUUCCAACUAGGUUAAUACUAAUUUUGAAAUAAAAUUGUUAUAUGACUAUUAGAAAAUGUUAUAUCUAUCAUGUAUAUUGACAAUAUUUUUGUUCACUAUGGUGCCUUGCACAGAUCAUGUAUCCAACAAACUUUAGUACAGCUACAUAACAAUAGGAACAGGACCUCAUCUUGAGGACUGUGUGAUUCCCAUGGAGCUGGGCACAGAGUUGAGAGUAUGUACUUCCAACUCUUCUCUUGAUUACUGGCAGAUAGCCAGAAUACAUGGUCUAGGUUCCAGAAAUAGCUACAUUUAUUGGAACUGCCAAAUGAAAUCCUGGGAACUGUCCAGUCCAUGAAAGAAACUAUGAGUUCCUGUGUAAUCAUGAAUCCUAUGUCUCAUGACGUGGAUAUAAAUGUGUGUUUUUGGCUGAAAAAUAAAAAUAACAGUUCUUUAAGCUUGCCUCUUGGUAUACUUUCAUGGGUGGUAAAAUAAAAGGGUAAUGUGGAAUAAAGGACAAAAGGUAGGUCUGGUGUCCUAGAAAAGAGUUAAAACAUAGGGGUGCAUUUGGAAUUGAGGCAACUAUUAUUAGAACACACAAUGAGGAAGAGCACUCUAGAAGACUGACAGUUUUUCCACUUCUACAUAGACGCAUUUGUUUUUGGGUGGAAUAUUUAUAUCACCUUUUUACACAUAGCACAACUGGAAAGAAAAGCAACAUGUUACUGCUGGCCAUCCUCAGUGGUGAAACCUCCCAACACACUGUCUUCUGUAGGUAGAUCACAUCCUUUCUAUUCACCAGUCUCACAAUAUAAGCCAGCUUUGCUGUUACAGGGAUCUUGUUCAGAUCCUCUCUAUGUUGUUCUGGUAAUCACUGGUUUAGAAAAAGAAUUGCAAAUGCACAGAAGUAAGCAUCAGCACGGAACUUCUCCUGUUCUGAUUUGCGACCUUAAACCUAUUCCUUCUUCCAAGCCCAAUGUUCAUCUGCAGGGCUCAUGCUGUCUCCCUUUCUAAACAUCACUGUUGCUGAAUUUACUGUUUGUCUAUCCAGUGUUUAAAUGCCAUCUUUGGAAAAUGUACCUUUUUACAAAUGCGAUCAGAUAAGCAACAUCCUGAGCCAAGCUGAAUUUUAAGAUUACAGUUUUGGAUUUUUAUUUAUUGAUUGAUUGUCUGUUUGGUUUCCUCCUACAGCAAUCACUCCUGUUCUAGGGAUCUUCAUUUUUUAUUCCACUGGGCACACUGAAUCACAGAAUAAUAGAAAAGUUUGUGUAGGAAGCGACCUUGAAAGACCAUUUAACCCAACACCCAGUCACAGAAUGGGACAUCUUUCACAUCAGGUUGCUCACAGCCCUGUUGUUCAACCUGACUUUAAACACUUCCAGUGACGAUGCAUCUGCAACUUAUCUGGGCAAUCUGUUCCAGUGUCUCACCACUCUCAUCAUAAAAAAUGUCUUCCCUAUCACAGAAUAGUUGGGUUGGAAGGAAUCAUCUAUUUUCAACCCCUCUGCCAUGGGCAGGGUAUACCAUCCAUUAGAUCAGAUUGCUUGAAGUCCCAUCCAACCUGGCCUUGAGCACUUCUAGGGAAAGGGUAUCCGAAACUUCUCUGGGCAACUUGUAGUAGUAUUCUACCACUCUAAUAUUUGAGAUUUUUUUCCAGUAACCAACCUAAAUUGAUGCUCUUUUUACUUAACUUACUCCUUGUCCUAUCACUACAUUCCCUGCUAAUAAGUCCCCCUCCCUCUUUCCUGUAUGAAGCCUUCAAGUACUCUAAGAUGUUAUGAAGUCUCCCCUGAGCCUUCUCUAGGCUAAUCAACCCCAGCUCUUUCAGACUCUGCUGAAAGGAGAAGCGCUGCAGUCCUCUGAUUAUCUCCAUGGUCCUCCUCAGGACUCACUCUAAAGGGUCCAUAUAUCUCUUGCACUGGAGGUCCCAAAAACUGGCUGUGGUACUCCAGGUGAGUCCACAGAAUAGCAGAAUAAAUGGAAAUAAUU
This is a messenger RNA of Phasianus colchicus (ring-necked pheasant), 6783 nucleotides long. It is a transcript of the gene SLC26A1, whose product is annotated as solute carrier family 26 member 1. Gene Ontology annotation, cellular component: membrane. The record is from RefSeq and is a predicted model, not a curated record. Lineage: Eukaryota; Metazoa; Chordata; Aves; Galliformes; Phasianidae. Gene Ontology annotation, molecular function: secondary active sulfate transmembrane transporter activity. Gene Ontology annotation, biological process: sulfate transmembrane transport.